Pseudoliparis swirei is the source of this 2505-nucleotide messenger RNA. RefSeq names its product 5-hydroxytryptamine (serotonin) receptor 1B (gene htr1b). Bases 338 to 1471 code for a protein of 377 amino acids. The transcript has a single exon. NCBI's taxonomy places the organism in Eukaryota, Metazoa, Chordata, Actinopteri, Perciformes, Liparidae. Gene Ontology annotation, molecular function: G protein-coupled serotonin receptor activity. Gene Ontology annotation, biological process: adenylate cyclase-activating adrenergic receptor signaling pathway; vasoconstriction; regulation of behavior. The record is from RefSeq and is a predicted model, not a curated record. Gene Ontology annotation, cellular component: plasma membrane.
GACAUCUGUCCAGAUGUUGGAACAUCAGAACGCUCUGCUUAUCAUUUAUAUUUACACACGAGCCUAUUCUGCCUUAUAUUGUGUUUACAACAGUUGAGAAGUUUUCUUUUAUGGCUACAAAAAGGAAAAGUUUGAAUAGCGCGGAAUGGAUAUUUGCUUCCACAAUGUAUGUAGCAGAAGGAAAUGAGAUCGAAAGGAAUCUAUUUUUAUUUUUGCCAGUGAUUAUGCCAUAUCAUCUGACUGGAUGGCAAGAAGACGUCCAUCAGGAGGAACGACACCCUACAUGUCAGACAUCUCCGAGGGCGACAUAACAUAUGCGAAAAAGUGACUAAAAGUGAUGGAGCGCUUCGAUCAACUCGAGCCAACUCCGCCGGUGAACACCACGAACGACAGUUUUGUUACAGAUUCAGCAAUUGGGCAUGUGAGCGCAGAGAGGCUCGCCUCUCAGAUCAGUCUGGCGGUGAUUCUCUCCGUUAUUACACUUGCCACAACUUUAUCUAACGCGUUCGUCAUAGCAACAAUCUCCCAGUCGAAGAAAUUGCAAACUCCUGCGAACUUUCUGAUCGCCUCGCUGGCGAUCACCGACCUGCUGGUGUCCAUUCUGGUGAUGCCCAUUUGCGUCUUGUACACAGUCAUCCACACCUGGACGCUGGGGCAAAUUGUGUGCGACAUCUGGCUCUCGUCGGACAUAACGUGCUGCACGGCGUCUAUCCUGCACCUAUGCGUAAUCGCGUUGGAUAGGUACUGGGCCAUCACGGACGCGGUGGACUACUCCAAAAAGCGCACGCCGGGGCGCGCGACCGGGAUGGUGGUCACAGCCUGGGUCAUUGCCAUCUCCAUCUCCCUGCCGCCUCUCUUCUGGAGGCAGGUGAAGGCGGAUGAGCUGACCAGCUGCAGCGUCAACACGGAUCAUAUUUUCUACACCAUCUACUCCACCUUUGGGGCUUUCUACAUCCCCACCUUGCUGCUUAUUGUCCUCUACGGACGGAUAUACGUCGAGGCCCGGAAACGGAUCCUGAAGCAGUCCCCCAAGAAGUUGGGGAAGAGACUCACCGCGGCGCACCUGGUCACCAACUCCCCUGGAUCCGUGGCGUCCACAAGCUCUCUGCACUGCGGGAGACACGACACCCCGUCCAGCGACACCGGGUCUUCAACAAGCGAGAACCAGGUGAAAGUUACGGUGUCAGAUGCGCUUUUGGAGAAAAAACGUAUUUCAGCAGCCAGAGAGAGAAAAGCGACCAAGACUUUGGGGAUAAUCCUUGGUGCUUAUAUCGUUUGCUGGCUGCCGUUUUUCAUUUACACAUUGGUGGUGGCCACGUGUGACACAUGUUUUAACCCCGAGUUAUUUGACUUUUUCAACUGGUUGGGAUAUCUGAACUCUCUCAUCAACCCGAUCAUAUACACCAUGUCUAAUGAGGACUUCAAGAAAGCUUUCCAUAAACUUGUGCGUUUCAGAUGCUGCCGCGCGUAACUGAAUGCUCCUUCAGUCUCCAAUAAGCUUCAUUUAUGUAUUUUUGGAUAUAAAGUUCUAAAAAUGUAUGAGAAUAUAGAAUAAUAAGAGUGCAAUAAACUCUAUAUAAGAGGUGUGAUAAAGUAAAAACAACAAUAUAAUUAAGUAAAUUGUUUAACAUAGCUCAAAUCAAGGUACGGCAACAUUCUAUAACAAGCUAGUCUUAAUUAUAAAACAAGAUUUUAAUUUGAAAGAGUGCCAGAGAAGAAAUUAAACUUUACACACAUCAUAAAAUAACUAUAAAGUGCUCUAAAAGCAAAAGUGAUACAUUGUAGGUAAAUUCAGUGAUGGGCAGUGAUUCCUUUGUAUUAAUCAGUGCUUAUUUCCUUAUAUGACGACUGACACAUUAAUGUGAGUAGCAUCAGAGAACAUAAACAUCUUGACAUAAUAAGUAAAGACUAUAUUAAAAAACUAUAGCUACCUAGCUACCAAUGAUCCUUUUUCUCAUUAAGUGUUCAAAUAUGGUGGUUUUAUUUAUAAAACUACAUCAAUAUAUCUAUAUAUGUAUUGUGAGAAAUGAUACCAGUGGCAUACAUUUGUAUUAUGGUCAUGGGCGGCCCGCUGCCACCCUUUAUGGUUGUCUUUUGUUCUUUAGAAAGGCACAAUCAUGCAGUUGAAAAAAAAGAAAAGAUUCAUAUCAGUGUCAAACAAAGAAACUGCCGCUGAUAUUUACCCAGCAGAGCUGAAAGCUGAUCAUAAUUUCAAUUUUGCUGAACAAACACCACCUUGUUUUACUGUGUGUGUGUCUGUUUGCUGCUACAUUAAAUCUGUAUCCAUACAGCAUGUUAUGUUUAAGUGUGAAAUGGUUUGCCACCUCCUGGCUAUCGAGGCCGGCCUGCGGAGCUCCAAAAAUAAUGCUGAGGAUUUGUCAGCGUUAUAUGAAAUAAAAGUAUGUUGUUCUAAGAAUGUAUCUGUUCACAUUCAGAGAUGCUGUGCAAUAAAGGCUUUACAGUAUUUAUUUUGUUCUAUGAGUGGGAGUUUUAAUGCAGUUUUAA